CUUGUUCAUCCAGCUUUCAUCCAAUCUCAUCUCUGUUUAUUGUUUCCAAGCUCUGCGAGCUUUUUGUCUCCUCUUUUACUUAUCAUUCUUUUACCAGGCUGCAGGAACAGUCAUUCAUUACCAUAUUUGCUAUUUCUAAUUGCCUAUUACUCUCUCUAUCACGAUGAAGUUUUCUGCCGCCAUCAUCACUCUUUCGGCCGGUUUGGCCACUGCGACGCCUGUCUUUCGCACCCCAGCCCCAGGCAGACAUGUCUCUCGAUCCAUCAAGAAGCGACAAGUUCCCCAGGAACACUCCCACGACUUUGUCUUGACCAUCACUGGUGAGAUGCUCAGACUCAACAACCCCAAGGAGAUCCAAGACCCUGUUUUUGGUCUUCUGGGUGAUGCCGCUGCAAAGCAGGGUGCAGGAAGCGUCACCAACCUCGCUUGUCUGAAGCAGGAAACUGCUGAUCAAGCUUUUACCAACGCCAAGGAGAUUGGCGAUCUUCGUGGGAUGGCUGGUGCACUGCUCUUCCAGGCCAUUGAGCGCAACACCGGUGGUGUUGGUGUUGCCAGCAAGCUGUGCGAUGAAGCAGCUGUCAAUCCCGAGAUUGGUGCUCUCACGCAGCACCAGGAUGCUGCCUCUACUGGCGCCGGUGCUAUCAACAAGGCUGUUACUCUCGAGCUGUCCAAGCAGCUGGCUGGAAUUGGUGCUGACCCCAACUUGGCUCUACUGAGUGGUACAUUCGCACCAGGAGAUACCAGCGAUACCACCGGAAAGGGCAACUCCUGUGACCAGGAAGAACCCGACCUGGGCUGCAUCUUCUCCCAGGGUCUUCUUGUCAUGGAUGCGACAGAGGAUGAGAUCUCUUCUGCCGUAGCUGAUGUCACCCCAACAUUCACCGGAACAGGCGGCAUCUUUGCCACUGACCUGGUCGACCUGGCCUCAUUCUCUGUCGCCUCUGGCACUGAGGUCGCUGAUCUUGCUACUAUCGUCAACGGAGCCGCCACUGGUGCUGCCUCAGCUACUGCUACCGCUGAAGCACCGGCUGCUAUCAACACUGGCAAAGCUGCUGAGAAAACGGCGGGUGCAGGUGCAGGUGCUGGAGCUGGAAAGGGUUGCAAAGCCAAGUCAAAGACCGCCGCCAGCGCGACGACCUUGACUCCCCUUCCCAGCCGCACCUCUGGAGAUAGUGCCAAGGCCACCGGUGCCGCCAACAAUGCCCAGGGUGUGAACGUCCAGACCUUCACUGGUACACUGGGUGGAGCACCUCCCCCUGUCAUCUCUUCAGCUGCCGAAAAGCCUUUCUCUGUCAACGGAAACACCUUCAAUGGUGAGAGUGUUGCUCUCGGCCGAUCUUGUGAUAUUCAGCACAAUGCUUGUGCAGAUGCUGCUAACUCUGGUCAACUUGCGGGAGGUGUCGGACAGUGCGAGACUCAAUUGGCUGCUUGUCGCGCUGCCAUUCAGUAA
Fusarium oxysporum Fo47 is the source of this 1450-nucleotide messenger RNA. RefSeq lists its product as uncharacterized. NCBI's taxonomy places the organism in Eukaryota, Fungi, Ascomycota, Sordariomycetes, Hypocreales, Nectriaceae. The coding region runs from base 164 to 1450 and encodes 428 amino acids. The transcript is spliced from 2 exons. The record is from RefSeq and is a predicted model, not a curated record.